CUAAAACAUAAUACAGUGCAACCAAACCAAACCAAACCAACCACCCACAGAUAACAGUACAUACAAGCAAGCGUCGUCAGGCAGGCCGGGUCAAUAUCAAUAGGGCAGGUAGGUACAGAGGGAGGAAGCGGAGAUUGGUCGGGGUCACAGGCCAGGUUCAGCAGGUAGCAAGCAGCGUGGUACAGAGGGUCAGGCAGAGGGAUGGUCAGGAGCGAGCCGGGAUCAGAGCAGGAGAAGUCAGCAGCGGUUCAGAAACAGGAUGCAGGACAGAAACAGGAUGCAGGACAGAAACAGGAUGCAGGGCCCAGGACAAACACAACACCAAGGCAGAGUCUGUGGGUCUGGCCA
Messenger RNA from Staurois parvus, 348 nucleotides. The record is from the annotation of a GenBank genome assembly. NCBI's taxonomy places the organism in Eukaryota, Metazoa, Chordata, Amphibia, Anura, Ranidae.